GGGGCCUGACCUGCAAUGGCGGCCGCCGAACGCGGCGCCUCGCGGCCAACGGGCGACAACCGAACCUCCCGCCGCCGCCGUCCGCCGCCGCUAACACUGUCUGCGCACUUCCGGCUCCGUGGGGUUGGCGACUACUUCCGGGGUCAAAGCGCGCGCACGUGGUGCGAGGUCGAGGCCGGGUGGGGAGGGGAGCGCACUAUAGUCCGAGACGCUGGGCUGGAGGCCGGAGCCCGGAACCCGGAGGCCGACGGUGGAAUGGGUGAAUUUAAGGUUCAUCGGGUGCGUUUCUUCAACUAUGUCCCUGUGGGGAUCCGAUGUGUGGCGUACAAUCACCAAUCCAACAGACUAGCUGUCUCUCGAGUGGAUGGCACAGUCGAGAUCUACAACCUGGCAGCUAAUAGUUUCCAGGAAAAGUUUUUCCCAGGUCAUGAGGGUCGGGCCACAGAAGCUCUGUGCUGGGCAAAAGGACAGCGACUCUUCAGUGCUGGACUCAAUGGUGACAUUAUUGAGUAUGACUUGGAAAAGAUGAGUGUCAAAUAUUCUGUUGAUGGCUUUGGUGGUCCCAUUUGGAGCAUGGCUGCUGACCCAAGUGGCUCAUACCUUGCGAUAGGCUGUGAGGAUGGGUCUGUGAAGCUAUUCCAAGUCUCCCCAGACAAAAUUCAGCUUGAACGGACUUUAGAACGACAGAAAGGUCGAAUUCUCUCAUUAAGCUGGCACCCAUCUGGUACCCACAUUGCAGUUGGAUCUAUAGACUACAUUGCUGUCCUUGAUGCCAAAUCAGGCAGCACUACCCAGAAGAUGUUAAUGGACAAGAGGCACCCGGGAUCCCAAAGGCGCCGGUGUGUGGUGUGGGGGGUGGCAUUCCUCUCAGACGGGACUGUCGUGAGCACAGACUCAGCUGGGAUGGUUCAGUUCUGGGACUCUGAGACUGGCACCCUGGUGCAGACGCAUCCCCUCACCAGUUCUGAUGUGCUAUCCAUAGCUGUGGCAGAGAAAGAAGACAGCCUGGUGGUGGGCACAGCCGAAGGGACCAUAUUCCAUUUUCAGCUGAUCCCUUCAAGGUCUGAUGGCAAGCAGAGCCAGUGGGUGAGAACAAAGCCAUUCCAGCAUCACACCCAUGAUGUGCGCUCAGUGGCUCACAGCCCAACAGCACUGAUUUCUGGAGGUGUGGAUGCCCACUUAGUGAUUCGACCACUCAUGGAAAAGGUAGAAGUCAAAAAUUAUGAUGCCGCACUACGGAAAAUCACCUUCCCACACCGGCGUCUCAUCUCCUGUGCUAAGAAGAUGCAACUCCUCCUCUUCCAGUUUCCUCAGCGUCUAGAACUUUGGCGAUUGGGAGCCACUGAUGCAGCUGGAAAGAAUGAGGACAUCCUUCCACUCUCUAGAAAUGCAGAACAUUUGCUUCAGCUCAAAAAAAAGGGUCCUGAGAACAUUUGCUGCAGCUGUAUUUCCCCUUGUGGAAGCUGGAUUGCCUAUUCUACAGCUUCUAGGUUUUAUCUCUAUCGGAUGAAUUAUGAAAAUAACAGUGUGAGCAUCAAAAGGGUUUCAAAAUUGCCCAAGUUCCUGAGUUCUGCUUUCCAGAUUUUGUUCUCUGGAGACUCUGCAAUGUUGUAUGUGGCAUCCAAUCAAGGUUCUCUUCAUGUUAUUCAGCUGCUCGAGGGUUCCUUGAAACACCUGCACACCUUUCAGCCACAGUCAGGGACCUCGGAGGCCAUAUCCCUGUUGGCAGUGAGCCCAGAUGGGAAUUGGUUGGCUGCAGCAGGCAUGAGCAGUGGAGUCAGUAUCUACAAUUUGAAGCAUCUUAAGCCUCACUGCAUGGUGCCUGCUUAUAACUUCCCUGUAACAGCCCUAGCCAUCGCUCCCAACACCAACAACCUUGUGAUUGCCCACUCAGACCAACAGGUCUUUGAAUUCAGCAUCCCACAAAAACAGUACACAGAUUGGAGCAGGAAAGUACAGAAACAUGGGCUUCACUACCUCUGGCUGGAAAGGGAUACACCAAUCACACACAUCACUUUUCAUCCCAAGAGGCCUACACAUAUCCUCCUUCAUGACACCUACAUGUUCUGCAUCAUCGAUAAGUCCAUGCCACUUCCAGAUGAUAAAACUCCCUUAUUCAAUCAACUUUCCUUAAGGGAGGCAUCUGAAAACGUUAGAAGACGCCAUGCCCAUGCCUUCAAAAUCUCUAAAAAAUUUCAGCCUCUCCUCUUCAUGGACCUAUUGGAUGAAGGCACAUUGGUGGCAGUAGAACGGCCUUUGGAAGACAUCAUUGCUCAGCUUCCACCACCCAUCAAACGAAAGAAAUUUGGGACUUAAUUGGAGUUGUAUGUCUCCUUCCCUGGACUGGCUGACUUGUUUUUUUUGUCCCCUAGAAAUCAUGAUAAUAAAACAGUUAUUCUUUAGGGCUAUGCCAUCAUGUUAUUUGCCCUCGUUUCUUAGCUGCCUGAAGACAGGGUCAAGACUUGUACCUGGAGCCCUGGGUCACGACCAGUCAAUUUGCUGCAGUGCAGUGGAACUGAACAGAGAUCCAAACAAGAUAUCUGUGGUCGUGAUGAAGUACCAAAGAGCCAUGAAACACUUGUCUUCCCGUCAGAAAAGAGGUGACAGCUGCCUCUGCCCUUAAAUAAAGUUCGAGACUGCAGA
Monodelphis domestica (gray short-tailed opossum) is the source of this 2643-nucleotide messenger RNA. RefSeq names its product UTP4 small subunit processome component (gene UTP4). Lineage: Eukaryota; Metazoa; Chordata; Mammalia; Didelphimorphia; Didelphidae. Gene Ontology annotation, cellular component: 90S preribosome; t-UTP complex; small-subunit processome. Gene Ontology annotation, biological process: maturation of SSU-rRNA from tricistronic rRNA transcript (SSU-rRNA, 5.8S rRNA, LSU-rRNA). Gene Ontology annotation, molecular function: protein binding; RNA binding. The record is from RefSeq and is a predicted model, not a curated record.